AUGGUGCCCGUGACCCUGAUCCCAAAGCGAGUGAUGAUCCCAAUUUGGGAUCAUCGAUUCCAAUCAGGUAUCGAGUUUGUAGAUCAUGAUCCGAUGAUGAUCCCGUUAGGAACCGGCCUUACCUUUUCGAGACCCCGCGAUCGGGAAUACGAACGAACCGCGUACAAUCUGACAUCCGAGGCAGACGGCCGUGAAGCGCAGGACGCAGGAAGGACACUGACGGUGGCGAUAGCAAACCCGCGGGCCAAAGUUCAGGAGUUGCUGACGCUCGUGGAGGCCAAGCAGCAGGGUCUCUUCGCCCAAGGAUAUCUCAACUACGGUGGAGUGCCGCUGCGUGCGUCGCGGUCACUGACCGACUAUGGAAUCCAGAACCACGCCACGCUGCACUUGUCACGACGUCUACACGGCGGCUGCUUCGGCUUCUCCAUCCUGUUGUGGAUCAUCAUUUUCGUUUGCUGCCUCAUCAGUGUCUGCACGUGCGGACUGUCGUUGCCGGUUGCGCUGUGUCUACUGCCACCAGCAUUGCUCCUGCCGCUCUGCUGUCUGUAG
Messenger RNA from Phytophthora infestans T30-4, 549 nucleotides. RefSeq lists its product as uncharacterized. Lineage: Eukaryota; Oomycota; Peronosporomycetes; Peronosporales; Peronosporaceae. Bases 1 to 549 code for a protein of 182 amino acids. Gene Ontology annotation, molecular function: protein binding. The transcript is spliced from 4 exons. The record is from RefSeq and is a predicted model, not a curated record.